Molecule: messenger RNA, 1486 nt
Organism: Indicator indicator
Lineage: Eukaryota; Metazoa; Chordata; Aves; Piciformes; Indicatoridae
Product: serine/arginine-rich splicing factor 7-like
Exons: 8
Coding region: 59-745 (228 amino acids)
Biological process (GO): mRNA splicing, via spliceosome
Cellular component (GO): cytoplasm; nuclear speck; ASAP complex
Molecular function (GO): zinc ion binding; RNA binding
Source: RefSeq, a predicted model, not a curated record
CGGCCGUUAGUACCUUCACAGCGGUGGACUGCUCUGCGCUCGGCCUGUUGUCGGCAGCAUGUCGCGAUACGGACGAUACGGUAAUGGGACCAAGGUGUACGUGGGCAACCUGGGCACGGGCGCCGGCAAAGGCGAGCUGGAGAGAGCCUUCAGCUACUACGGGCCGCUGAGAACCGUGUGGAUCGCCAGGAACCCGCCGGGGUUCGCCUUCGUGGAGUUCGAAGACCCGCGGGAUGCCGAGGAUGCUGUGCUGGGCCUUGACGGGAAGAUAAUAUGCGGCUCCAGGGUCAGGGUGGAAGUGUCGACGGGCAUGCCCCGUCGCUCCCGUUACGACAGGCCUCCUGCGCGGCGCCCCUUCGACCCUAACGACAGAUGCUACGAGUGCGGGGAGAAAGGCCACUACGCAUACGACUGUCACCGCUACAGCCGCCGCAGGAGGAGCAGGUCCCGGUCUAGAUCUCGCUCCAGGUCCCGUGGCAGGAGGUAUUCUCGCUCCCGCAGCCGCAGUCGGGGUAGGAGAUCGAGGUCAGCUUCCUACCGCAGGUCUAGAUCAAUCUCUCCUCGUAGGUAUAGAUCGUUCUCGCCCCGCAGAUCUCGUUCUGGUUCUUUAAGGAGAUCAAGGUACUCCAGGUCUAGAUCCAGAUCACGCUCAAGGUCUCGGUCUGUUGUGUGGCCUCGAAGCAGUCGCUCCAAGUCCAGAUCACCAUCUCCAAAGAGAAGCCACUCACCAUCGGGAAGCCCUUGAAGGAGGAGUGCUGGUCCUGAAAGAAUGGAUUCAAACUGCAAAUGUUUCAGAAGAAAAUUUAUUUUGUUUACAUGACUCUGAAGGGAUUUUUUUGUGUGGUGUCUUUAUAAAUGUGAAGGGCUUCACCUGUUGUUAAGGCUGUUUCUAUUGACUAACCAUUGGCAUGAACCCAGACCUUUGACAAGUCUUACAAGUAGACUGAUGCAGACCUUUUCCUUGUGUUCCUGUUGUGUGAUCUUGGAGGUGUUGGGCUUUUUUUAUUGGCUCAUUGAAAUAAACUCUGCAUUUCUAACGAAGAAGCAGGUUGUGGGCACCCUGCUGCUGCUUUUCUGGUGGGUGGCUGAAGCAGGUCACUGAAAAGCAAGAGGCAGUGACCUGGGGACUUAAGAGUGAGCCAGGAGCACCUCUCCUUCCUGCUCCCUGGGCUUGGCCAUUAUGGUGAUCUGGAGCUUGUGGUUGUUACAUUUGUACCUCCUCAGAGCUUAGUGAAGCUGAAAACUGGCUGGAGGUGAUUGUCUGACCUAGAGAAGUGUCUACAAAGGGCAUGAAGAGAUGGAGGAUGAAUGCUCUUCUGCCUGUCCUGGUGGUUAGAAGCUGAGUGAACUUUCCUCACCUGAAGGCAUUUGGAGGAUCUUUGGAGGAUCUUUGGUAUGGGAACUGCUGAAGCCAAGCAAGAGUCCCACAAAUAUUUCUCCUGCUCAUCCAACUAGCACCACAGCUGUGAUAGUUGGGCUAAAGUGA